UUUAAAGCCAACUUCACAGUUGUUUUUUUAACACACGUAAAAUUAAUUAUUUGUAUAUAUAUAUAAAAAAAAAUGUCAGUUUUAAUGAGAAGUAUUCAACUAGUAGGCAAAUUAUAUCGAAAUGUAAUUAUUCAACCUUUUUUAUAGGUUAUGUCUGCAAGAAAUAUUUCUCGUGCACCAAUUCUUUAUCAAAUUCAAGAGAAUUUUAUAAUUAAAGAAGAAAAUAGUGAAGAAAAUAAUACAAAAACUAAAAUUCCCAGUGGUGGAAUUAUUUUUAAGGAUAGAUCUAUAGAAAUACCAGUGGAAACAAGCAUAAAAUAUAUGAACAGUGAAGCCUAUAAAAUAACAUACGGUGACAAUCCAGUUUGGAAAUUGUACAGGCGUAAUUUUAAAGGUCAAUUUGCACCGAGAAAAACAAGAAAAACUUGUAUUAGAGGCGGAAUUGUGUCAACCGGAAAUCCAUGUCCAAUUUGUCGUGACGAAUAUUUAAUUAUUGAUUAUAAAAAUACUAAAUUAUUAAAUCAAUUUAUUUCACCGCAUAACGGCGAAACGUUAUGUUAUCGAAUCACUAAUAUUUGUCAAAAACAACAUAAAAAUCUUCUAGUUGCACUCAAGAAAGCAAAAAAUUGCGGUAUUGUAACAUUCGAUCCUCCUCAUAGAAAAUACAAUUAUUCACAUUGGUAUAAUUCAGAAUCAAAGGAAAAUUAA
Leptopilina boulardi is the source of this 708-nucleotide messenger RNA. RefSeq names its product 28S ribosomal protein S18b, mitochondrial (gene mRpS18B). Gene Ontology annotation, molecular function: structural constituent of ribosome. The record is from RefSeq and is a predicted model, not a curated record. Bases 151 to 708 code for a protein of 185 amino acids. Gene Ontology annotation, cellular component: mitochondrion; ribosome. The transcript is spliced from 5 exons. Gene Ontology annotation, biological process: mitochondrial translation. Lineage: Eukaryota; Metazoa; Arthropoda; Insecta; Hymenoptera; Figitidae.